Molecule: messenger RNA, 3828 nt
Organism: Cuculus canorus (common cuckoo)
Lineage: Eukaryota; Metazoa; Chordata; Aves; Cuculiformes; Cuculidae
Gene: GALNT12
Product: polypeptide N-acetylgalactosaminyltransferase 12
Exons: 10
Coding region: 87-1730 (547 amino acids)
Cellular component (GO): Golgi apparatus
Source: RefSeq, a predicted model, not a curated record
GGGUUUCCUGGCGGCGGGCGCGGGUAGGUCCGUGAGGACUAGGGGACGGAGUGCCGCCCGUGUCCGCAGCGGCUGCCCCGCCGGGCAUGGCCAGCCGGCUCGGCCGCGGGAUGCUGCGGGGCAGGCGGGGCCGGGGCUGCGGCGGGGGGGCCGCGCUGCUGGCCCUGGCGCUGCUGGCCGCCCUGGCUUUCCUCGCCUGGCGCCGCGUCCCGCCGCCCCGCCGCGCCCCGCCGGCCCCCGGCGACGCCGAGCAGCUGCGGAGGGCGGUGUACGAGAGACCCGCGGCGGAGCCCGCGGCGCUGGGCGAGCUGGGCCGGGCGGUGCGGCUGGAGCUGAGCCCGGCCGAGAGGCGCCGCCAGGAGGAGAGCAUCCGCCGGCACCAGAUCAACAUCUACCUGAGCGACCGCAUCUCCCUGCACCGCCGCCUGCCCGAGCGCUGGCACCCGCUAUGCAGAGAGAAGAAGUAUGAUUACUAUAGCCUGCCAAAAACCUCCGUUGUGAUAGCAUUUUAUAAUGAGGCUUGGUCAACACUUCUGCGAACUGUUCACAGUGUUCUUGAGACAUCCCCAGAUAUACUUUUGGAAGAAAUUAUCCUUGUAGAUGAUUACAGUGACAAAGAACAUUUAAAGGAGUCUUUGGAAAACUAUGUGGCUGGCUUACGCAAGGUGCGUCUUAUCCGUGCAAAUAAGCGAGAGGGGCUGGUUCGAGCCCGGCUGCUUGGGGCAUCUGUGGCAAAAGGAGCUGUUUUGACGUUCCUGGACUGCCAUUGUGAAUGCCACGAGGGCUGGUUGGAGCCACUGCUGGCAAGGAUUGCAGAAGAAGAAUCAGCUGUCGUCUGCCCUGUUAUUGAUGUUAUUGACUGGAAUACAUUUGAGUACCUGGGAAAUGCUGGUGAGCCACAGAUUGGUGGAUUUGACUGGAGACUGGUCUUCACUUGGCAUACUAUCCCUGAAAGAGAACAAAAACGGAGGAAGUCCAAGACUGAUGUGAUCAGGUCUCCAACCAUGGCAGGUGGAUUGUUCUCUGUGAGCAAGAAGUAUUUUGAUUAUCUUGGUUCAUAUGACACAGGAAUGGAAGUCUGGGGAGGAGAAAACCUUGAAUUCUCAUUUAGGAUAUGGCAGUGUGGAGGAAGUCUUGAGAUCCACCCUUGCUCACAUGUAGGUCACGUUUUCCCCAAGCAAGCUCCAUACUCACGGUCCAAAGCUCUGGCAAAUAGUGUGCGUGCAGCUGAAGUGUGGAUGGAUGAAUAUAAAGAAAUUUAUUACCACCGAAAUCCACAUGCUCGCCUGGAACCAUAUGGAGAUGUGACAGAAAGGAGACUCCUUCGAGAGAAGCUGAAAUGUAAGGACUUCAAAUGGUUCUUGGAGAACGUGUACCCAGAACUUCAUGUACCAGAGGAUAGAUCAGGCUUCUUUGGAAUGCUGAAGAAUAGAGGGAUGGCCACCUUCUGUUUUGAUUAUAACCCUACAAAUGAACAUCAAGUAACUGGACAAAGGAUCAUACUGUACCCAUGUCAUGGCAUGGGGCAAAAUCAGUUUUUUGAGUACACAUCCCAUAAUGAAAUACGCUACAACACCCGUCAGCCAGAAGUCUGUGCAGCAGUUGAUUCAGGGACCGACUACUUGACAAUGUACUUGUGUCAAGAAGAUGUCAAAAGUAUUCCUGAAAACCAGAAGUUUGUUUUCAGAGAGAGCAGCUGUUUCUUCUCCUCUGCAAAACAUCUCUCUUGAUCCUCCCCAUGAGCAUCAAAAGUGCUCCCUGAGCUUUUCUGCCGUGUAAUGCACAGUGGUAUAAUUUGAUGCAUCAUCAAAAAAUACCUUCUGCGCUACUCCUGCCCCUGCACACGACACAUCUUGCUGGAUAUGGGGACUCAGCAGAUCUGUACCUCUCUUCUUCAGCCUUAAUGCCUACUCCCAAAGGGGAGAAAUACUGGGAAGUAUGGAGUAUGUUAAUAAACAUAACGUGAUCUUUGAAAACCUUGUAUUUAGUAGUUUUUAAUCUCUGAAGGAGUUCCUGGCUGCCUGAGAAAAAAUAAAUGGGAUGAAAAAUGAUGGCCUUGGUCAGGUUCUAGUGUGUUAUUAUUUGGCUAAGGAAAAGGUCACAUAAUAUAUCAAAAUGGUAUAUUUACAUAAUGUAUCUGCAUAAUGCAUCUAAAUUCUACAGGCUCCAUGGUUGACAAAUGUCAUGCUUAAAUACUACCACCAGUGAUAGGAGGCAGAGUAAAUUCUAAAGAAAAAUAUGAAAACUAUAGUCCAUUCACUAAAUCUAGUCCAGACUAAAGCUCAAAAUGAUAUUGCUGCGCAAAGGAAAAUAUUUAAAAGGCUGACUUUAUAAAUGAUGUUUCAUUUUUAAUACUGACUUCUAAAAAAAAAUUUUCAAGGUCAUAUGCAUUAAUCCCAAAUAUGACACACAUUGAGUGAACCUCAGUCACUUUGGGAAAUAACUGAGAAAAUACAGUUUUGGAAGACAUCUGUUUCCACUAGAUUCCUAACCAUUAACUUUUAAAAUAAUUCCCAAAGUUUCAGAUGCUAAAUCCUCUUUUUCUCAUUUGUGCCUGUAUGUGAUUUGAACGUACUGAUUACUUUGAUUCCUUCUCUUCUUUUGCAUUAAAUCAAAAUCACCAGUCCCCAUCUUUCAAGGCAAGUGAUGGGUGAGGUGUCAGUACUACAUUUCUCUUGCUUUGUGCAGAGAAGUGUCAGACGCUGGAAAAGGUCCCCUUAUAGAUGUACCAUAAUCAAAAGACUUGGAACAGCCUUCCCAGCAGCCUGGAAAGAAUUAAAUUCUUAUGGGCACCAGGUCAAAAAUGAGUGAGGCAGAAUAUUGAUUAUUCCACUCAAAAAUUUGAAUUAUCACAGAUGUAAACAGGAAAGUCAUUCAGCAGCUAUGCUUGUCAGCGAACCCAUGAGCAAGCACACACCGCUGGGCAUCAGGGACUGUGGCUUGAGGCGCAAUUAGUGCGGCACUCCUGACAAGGGAAGAGCAGACUUUCAGAGGAUUUCAGAGGAUUAUGCUGAGAAGCAGAGUGUUGGCAUUUUUCUUUUGAAGCCAUCAAAGGCUUUGGAAUGGUUACAUGUGGGAAUGUCACCUGGGCCAAAGGAAGGAUCUUCUAGUAGGGCAGUUCUCCAUUGCUGCCUAUGCCACCAUUUUUGCGGUGUGUUAUCCUAGUUGACAGCACUCCCAGAUUGGAGCAAGCUACAUGAACUGGAGAUGAAAUGUUCCUGGAGACUUGUAAUAGGAGGCCUUGAGGCCUCAAAAUAUGUUUUCUGGGGCAUCUGAUCGUGGAGGCCUGUCAGACCUUACACCUCUGAGGCAGAUGGGCUGCCCUCCAGCAAAGUGAGUGAACGUCACACAUCUGCAGGCAAGGGGUAUACUUAAGAUUAUUUUGUCUUUGCCAAUAAAAAUAUAUUCUGUGAAGAAAGAGGAUUUUUUUUUUUUUUGCUAAAAAUAUAAUGAACAUCUGCACUUAACUAGCAGCAUUUACAUUUUACUUAUAAGAUGUGCAAUAAGUUAGUGAAUUUGGGUAAUGCCUGUACUUAGCUUUGAUUUUCUCUGCCCAUAUUCUAGUGCAGUAACAAAAGGCAAUGAAAGUGAAUGAAGUUAGCACAUCCUUUACAGGCACAAAUUACUCUGAAACGAUAUCAAUAUAAGUUUAAAGGCAGCGUCUUUUGAUAAAGUUUCAGACAUAUUCAAGUUAGGCAUUUUGGCUUCACUGCAUGGCCCCAGGAGAAGGAUAUGUGUGAUACUUAUUAUGAAUGUCUUCUGUUACUUUUAAAACACAGUGGUAUGCCUGUAAUUGUUAAGACUUGAAAUGCAAAAACUAUUUCUCCC